CGUAAUCGACCGCAAAGCUACACAGUGUGUCGUACUAGAAUAUAAACACCACGAGACCUACUCCGAGCAUCAGUUCUCACACCUCUGUUGAAGGAAAAGGUCUCAUCAUACAAUCACCAUGAGGGUUCUGCUGGCUCUUGUGCUCGUGGCCGUGGCUGCUGCCGACAACCGUGGAUACGGCGGUUUCGGAGGACGGCCUUUCAUUGGAGGAGGACGACCCAUCAUCGGAGGAGGCUUCGGAGGACGACCCAUCAUCGGAGGAGGCUUCGGAGGACGGCCCAUCAUUGGCGGAGGUGGCUUCGGUCACGGAAUCGGAAUCGGUCACGGAAUCGGCCACGGAAUCGGCCACGGAAUCGGAAUCGGCCACGGCAUCGGUCAUGGAAUCGGAGUGGGUGGUGGAUUCCGUCCGGGCGGUUUCGGCUACCGUCCGUACGGAUACGGCCCGUACGGUUUCGGACGGAACUCCGAUACGGACAUCAAGGCGGAGGGCUCGGCCGCCGAGCCGGCGGAGAAGGCGGCCGACAAGGCGUAAACUGCGUU
This is a messenger RNA of Amphibalanus amphitrite, 540 nucleotides long. Its product is annotated as keratin, type II cytoskeletal 2 epidermal-like. NCBI's taxonomy places the organism in Eukaryota, Metazoa, Arthropoda, Thecostraca, Balanomorpha, Balanidae. The record is from RefSeq and is a predicted model, not a curated record. The transcript has 2 exons. The coding region runs from base 119 to 532 and encodes 137 amino acids.